Molecule: messenger RNA, 626 nt
Organism: Argentina anserina (silverweed cinquefoil)
Lineage: Eukaryota; Viridiplantae; Streptophyta; Magnoliopsida; Rosales; Rosaceae
Product: protein LITTLE ZIPPER 3
Exons: 2
Coding region: 141-392 (83 amino acids)
Source: RefSeq, a predicted model, not a curated record
CACAAAGCUAUAGCUCAUUAGCUCUCUUCCUCUCUCUCUCCCUUUUUCACUGCUCGACUUCUCGUUACAUUACCAGAUUGCCUCUGCUCUCUGCGAAACCAAAAGGAUAAAGCUCAGGACUUUGAUUCACAGCAGCAGCAAUGGAAAGGCUAAACUCGAAGCUGUACUUGCAGAAUGUUUACAUAAUGAAGGAGAAUGAGAGGCUGAGGAAGAAGGCACAGCUUCUGAACCAAGAGAACCAGGCCCUUCUUUCAGAACUGAAGCAGAAGCUUUCGAAGCCAAACAAAGCCAACGGUGGAUCAAACACUGUGCCUGAUCUGAAUCUCAACCUGAGCUCUAACAACUUGUUGAACAACAACUCGAACAAUCAUCCUUCCGGUUCCAGCAACUGAAAGCUUUUAGAUUUGUGGACCAAAUCUCUCUAUGACCCCACUAGGACUUACCCCUUUUUUGUGUGUAUUAUUUUUAAGCUAGUCAGAAGUGGUAGUUUUCAGAUUUAGGUACAUAGGACAAGUAGCAGUGGUAGUGUGCAUUCUCUUUGUGUUUUACAAGGAUGUUUAACUCUGCUGCUGCUUCUGCUUCCAUAUUUUAUUACGUGUCUUCUUUCUUUUGGGGGGCCUUAGGAU